Molecule: messenger RNA, 3307 nt
Organism: Marmota flaviventris (yellow-bellied marmot)
Lineage: Eukaryota; Metazoa; Chordata; Mammalia; Rodentia; Sciuridae
Gene: Hrh1
Product: histamine receptor H1
Biological process (GO): positive regulation of vasoconstriction; regulation of vascular permeability; chemical synaptic transmission
Cellular component (GO): plasma membrane; dendrite
Molecular function (GO): histamine receptor activity; G protein-coupled serotonin receptor activity; neurotransmitter receptor activity
Source: RefSeq, a predicted model, not a curated record
AGCUGGAGACUGCCCUUGUGCCGAUGACCCUUCCCAAUUCCUCCUAUGUCUUAGAAGACAAGAUGUGUGAGGGAAACAAGACCACCAUGGCCAGCCCCCAGUUAAUGCCCCUGGUUGUGGUCCUCAGCAGCAUCUCCCUGUUCACAGUGGCACUCAACCUGCUGGUGCUGUAUGCUGUACGGAGUGAGCGGAAGCUGCACACUGUGGGAAACCUGUACAUCGUGAGCCUCUCUGUGGCAGACCUGAUUGUGGGCGCCGUGGUUAUGCCCAUGAACAUCCUGUACCUCGUCAUGACUAAGUGGUCCCUGGGUCGCCCUCUCUGCCUCUUUUGGCUUUCCAUGGACUAUGUGGCUAGCACGGCAUCCAUUUUCAGUGUCUUCAUCUUAUGCAUUGAUCGGUACCGCUCUGUUCAGCAGCCCCUCAGGUACCUGAAGUAUCGCACCAAGACCCGAGCAUCGGCCACCAUCUUGGGAGCCUGGUUUCUUUCCUUUCUAUGGGUCAUUCCUAUCCUAGGUUGGCAUCACUUCAUGUCCAAUACCUCGAGGCACCGGGACGAAAAGUGUGAGACAGACUUUUACGACGUCACCUGGUUCAAGAUCAUGACUGCCAUCAUCAACUUCUAUCUGCCCACAUUACUCAUGCUCUGGUUCUAUUUCAAGAUCUACAAGGCUGUGCGACGACACUGUCAGCACCGGGAGCUUAUCAAUGGAUCCCUUCCUACCUUCUCAGAAAUUAAACAGAAGCCAGAGAAUUCCAAGGCGGGCCCCAAAAAAUCAGAGAAGGAGUCUCCCUGGGAGGCUCUGAAAAGGGAGUCCAAAGAUGCCAGUGGUGGACCUAUUUUUAAGCCAUCAUCCCAGGAUACCAAGGAGAAGAAGUCUCCAGAUUCCUUGAGCCAAGAGGAGGAUGGAGAAGCAGCCAAACUCCCCUGCUUUCCACUUGACCUUGUGGAGACACAGACUUCGGCAAAGGGAGAUGGCAGGGGCUGUGAAGCCGUGGAUGAGAGCCAGAGCCAGCUCAAGACAGAGGGACAAAGCCUAAACACCCGUCGGGUCAGUGAAAUAUCAGUGGAUCACACGUUAGUUGAGAGCCAGUCCAUUGGCCGCAUGACAGACUCAGAUACCAGCACAGAACCAGCACUGGGCAGAGACAAAUUGAGAAGUGGGUCCAACCCAGGCCUGGACUACAUCAAGUUCACGUGGAAGAGGCUUCGCUCCCAUUCAAGACAGUACAUUUCUGGUUUGCACGUGAACCGGGAACGGAAAGCUGCCAAACAGUUGGGUUUCAUCAUGGCAGCCUUCAUCCUUUGCUGGAUUCCCUACUUCAUCUUCUUCAUGGUCAUUGCCUUCUGCAAGAGCUGCUGCAAUGAACACGUGCACAUGUUCACCAUCUGGCUGGGCUAUAUCAACUCCACUCUGAACCCCCUCAUCUAUCCCUUGUGCAAUGAGAACUUCAAGAAGACAUUCAAGAAAAUUCUGCGUAUUCGCUCCUAAGGGAGGCACUGAAAGGUUUUGACAAAAUGAUACUUGAUGUCCAAGAAGGAGGUGGAGGAGGAAAGCCUGGCAUUGCCACGCACCUGAGCUUUCUGGAAAGGAGUUGAAAGCACAGUCUUAGGGGCUGCAUUGUGUGGAAAAGUUCUCAGGUACUGUGGGAAGAACGGCAGGUGGUCGUGGUCAGUGCAAAGAUUGGAGUAGAAAGCAGAGUAUUUGUAAGAGAACAAGACCUGGGUGGAGCUGUCCUGCUCUCAUGGGGGAAAAGUGGGAGCCUCUGACUCUUACUGUAAUUUGAGUUUUCAGACUGGAAUUAAUUGGCAACUGAAGGGACACUGGAUAGAGAUCCACUGGAGAGUUGGGACUUUUGCUACAACAGAGCUAGAUAUCUGUGCAAAGACAUGCAAAUAGCUGUUGCCCCCUUUCAGGGGUCACCUGGAGAGGCAUGACAACGGUUCCCCUGUGGCUGCCACUUCUCAGAACACUUCUCUUCUGAGCCCCUUCUACAGUUUUCUCUAGAACCAAGGUCUGAUCCAUGCCGAAGAUUCUGCCUUACUCUUUAUCACUCAUGCAUGUCUUAGAGUUGAUAGGAAGUUAUGCAGUUUGCCUGUCCAUUGUUUUCAACCCAAGAUUCCUUUUGGCUCUUACAAACAUGGUGACAAAAAGCUGCCCUCAAAAGAAAGAGAAAGGAAAUGUUCUCAAGAGUGUAUUAAAAGCAAAACAAAAGAGUAGGAGCAAGAAAGCCAUACUUCUUUAGGGAUGGACCAGGAUUACCUCAUGGAAGUCCCAUGAUACCACAAUAGAAGGGUGGCCUUAUAGGUUCCAGUUCUCAGAGGAGCAAAUGAGGUGAAAUGAGGUGCCCAAGACCACAUAGCUAGUUAUAUGAGAAAGUUAGAAUGAAAAACCCUGGGGGGUUCCAGUUCAUUGUAACACAUUUUUUCCAAAAAAGCAAAAAUGCAUCCUGUUAAGUACACACACAGUAUUCCCAAGAGUGGUGACAAUUUCCAAAAUAAUAUGUUGAAAAGAAGAACAGCUGACAUGGAACACAUCUGUGGCUGCAGAUGACCCUUUGAAGGGACUGUGCAUUUUUUAUCUCUGUGAGUCCAAAAGUUAUCAUGUUCUUUUAUACUUACAUGUAUUAACUAAAAAUCAGCAAAGGUGUGAGAACAUACAGUGAGUUAUAUUUGAUGUUUAUGUUGCAGUCUGGUUGUGAUUUAUGUUUUAAAACUUAAUGUUAAAGUUUAAUAUGUGUAACAAAUAGGGAUGCCUCUGUCCUGUGUUCCUGUUUGCAUGAUCCAUUAAAAUGAAAUGUUUUUACCUACCUAAAUAUGAUGUUUGAAAGGAUACUGUUAUGUGACUGAUUUAUUUAUUUCUACCUUUCUAAGUUUGUCGAACUGAGAAAAUGUAUUGAAAUGCACUGUGGAAUGUUAUAAGACUUGCUAGGGGGUUUCUGGUCAACAUUUGUGAAUGUCUUUCAAAAAGGACUUAUAUUUUAUAAAAAGCUUCAUUCUCAUUCUACUUUGCAUCCUGGAAUAUUCUUCUUGCUCAGAUCGUGGGAGCUUCAGAGACUUUGAUCCUGGUUUCAGAAGUUGCAACAGGUCCACUUCCAGCUUAUAAAUCACUUGCCAGAAGACUCAUGAGAGAGACAGAUGAGAUUGCCACCCAAGGCCCUCUGGAGCAGAGAACACAUAAAAGGAACACUCCACAUAGAUAAGAGGCUAAGUGCCCAUUAUUUAUGGUGAGGAACAAUCCAGACAGCUAGUCGAAAGACAUGCUGAGGAGCUUUGAUUUUGGGUCAAAGAGACCUGGAUUUCAGUCUG